AUGCGCGCGGCCGCGCCGCGGAACCGGCCGCCGGCGUUCCCACUCAGGAGUCCCGCCGCUAAAACCUACCUGCGGGGCUUCGGCAACGAGUUCGAGUCAGAGGCCUUGCCAGGUUCCCUUCCAAGAGGUCAGAACAAUCCUCAGCGAUGCCCCAGGGGGCUGUAUGCAGAACAGCUUUCCGGCUCAUCCUUCACGAUGACAAGAUCCAAGAACCUGAGGUCAUGGCUGUACAGAACCAUGCCCACUGUGGAUGAGGAAGAGUUUGUGCAAGACGACGAGGACGUGUUCAAGCACGUGGCGACCAAGUACGACCACCUUGAUGGAAAUCCAAACCAGGUAUGCUGUGUUGCACCCUUGUUCCUUGUUCCUUGCUUGACUGAUAUUUUACAGCUCCGAUGGAAACCUGCUCCUCUUGCACCCGACGGCACUCCCGUGACUUUUCUGCAAGGGCUGUGGAGCAUUGCUGGGGCAGGGGAUCCAUCAGCAAAGAAAGGCGUGGCGAUCUACAUGUACGCUUGCAACACGUCGAUGAAAGAUGCUUUCUAUAACUCUGAUGGAGAUUUGCUGAUCGUGCCACAAACUGGAUCCUUGAGCAUCCGAACUGAGUUUGGACAGCUUGAUGUCGAGCAAAAUGAGAUCUGCGUCAUCCCUCGGGGGAUCGUCUUCCGAGUGGAGCAGCAGGACAGUGCCAGGGGAUACAUGCUGGAGAGUUUUCAAGGUCACUUCUGCCUUCCUGACCUUGGACCCAUCGGAUCCAACGGGCUGGCAAACGCCAGAGACUUCGAGUACCCAACGGCCAGCUUCGAGGAAGUGCAAGGAGACGUGAAGAUAUACAACAAGUUCUGCGGGAAGCUCUUUAAGAAGAUCAGUCACCACAGCCCAUUCAACGUCGUUGCAUGGCACGGCAACUACCUCCCGUUCAAGUACAACCUCACAACCUUCUGCACGAUGAACACUGUCUCCUACGAUCAUCCAGACCCUUCCAUCUUCACGGUCUUGUCUUGCCCAUCGGAGACAGCGGGAGAGUCUGCUGUGGACUUUGUGAUUUUCCCCCCAAGGUGGAUGGUGGCAGAGGAUACGUUCCGACCUCCGUACUUCCACAGGAACUACAUGUCAGAGUUCAUGGGCAUGAUUUCGGGCAAGUAUGACGCGAAGGUUGGCUUCAGCGCGGGAGGAGCCUCCCUGCACUGCUGCAUGUCAGCCCAUGGACCGGACAGAGAGACGACGGAGAGGGCGGAAGAGGCCGAGAUGUCGCCGGUCAAGUUCGAGGAUGGCCUUGCGUUCAUGUUCGAGACGUCUGCGAUCCUCAAGCCAACCCCUCAAGCCAUGUCCUGCCCCUUCCGCGACACCCAGUACAAGGUGAGAGAUGUUGCCUCUGUGAAGGAAGGCCGUGGACGAUGAUGAGAAGGAAUGCUGGAAGGGGUUCGAGAGGAGAAGUCUGAACCUUUAAGAGGCAAUGUACAACACUCAUGACGAC
This is a messenger RNA of Guillardia theta CCMP2712, 1477 nucleotides long. RefSeq lists its product as hypothetical. The transcript is spliced from 13 exons. Lineage: Eukaryota; Cryptophyceae; Pyrenomonadales; Geminigeraceae. The record is from RefSeq and is a predicted model, not a curated record. Gene Ontology annotation, molecular function: homogentisate 1,2-dioxygenase activity. Gene Ontology annotation, cellular component: cytoplasm. The coding region runs from base 1 to 1401 and encodes 466 amino acids. Gene Ontology annotation, biological process: L-phenylalanine catabolic process.